GGUGCUUGCGCAUGCGCAUGCGCGCUGCUGUUCCCCCUGCCCGGAGCCUGCGGCCUGUUCCCGGGAGCGGGAGAGCGGUGACAGGCCCCGUGUCCCGGCCCCAGCCCCAAGGGGAGAGCCCCCCCACCCUCACCCCGCCCCGACCAUGAAGCGGCGAGCCCCGGGCUCUGUCCCGGACCUGGGGCCCCCCUGCAGCCGGAGGAGGAUUGAGGAGCUCGGACUGAACCUCAGCUCAACCUCCGAGGAGGAGGCCGCGGCUCCGGACAGAGGCCGGGAAAGGGACAGCAGUGAUGAUGCAGACAGUGACAAUGAUGGGUAUCGGCCCGUGUUUGGGGCUGUUAGUGAUGGAUGUGUGCCCCCGACUGAUCCAUCGACAGACACUCUGUCCAACAAGUACUCCAUGUACAACAGCGUCUCUCAGAAACUGAUGGUGAAGAUGGGUUACCGUGAAGGGGAAGGUCUGGGGAAAUUUGGCCAGGGGCGGAAGGAGAUCGUCGAGGCCUCGUUACAGCGAGGACGCAGAGGGCUCGGACUCAAAAUCAAAGGCUUUGAUGGAGACCUGGAUGUGGAUUGGCACGAAGAGACCGAGCCUAGUGCUUAUGAGCAGGUGGAAUGGUUUCCAGAAUGUUCCUCUGAGAUUCCGCCGCUGACAGAGCUGCGAUCGUGGAUGACUGUGGACAAGCGGAAGAUGGAAAUCGAGGAUGAGACGGAAUUCUGUGACCAAACCCUUCUCAGCAACGUCCUGCGCUGCAAGAGUGUGUUUGAUGAGUUGGAGGGUGAGGAGAUGCGCCGGGCCCGGACUCGCUCCAACCCUUACGAGACCAUCCGCGGAGUGUUCUUCCUGAACAGAGCUGCGAUGAAGAUGGCCAACAUUGACCAUGUGUUUGACAGCAUGUUCACCAACCCGCGGGAUUCGCUCGGAAAGCCCUUGCUGCGGGAUAAGGACACUGAGCUGCUAUACUUUGCGGAUGUGUGUGCUGGGCCUGGGGGAUUCUCGGAGUACGUCCUCUGGAGGAAGCGAUGGCAUGCCAAGGGCUUCGGGAUGACUCUGAAAGGACCCAACGAUUUCAAAAUGGAGGACUUCUUUGCUGCAUCAAGUGAACUCUUUGAGCCGUAUUAUGGUGAAGGUGGUGUGGAUGGUGAUGGUGAUGUCACACGCCCGGAAAAUAUCACGGAAUUCCGUCGCUUUGUCUUGGAGAAUACCGACUGGAAAGGAGUUCACUUCCUCAUGGCUGAUGGGGGUUUCUCGGUGGAGGGACAGGAAAAUCUGCAGGAGAUCCUCAGCAAACAGCUGCUGCUGUGUCAGAUCCUGAUGGGACUGAGUGUCAUCCGGACAGGUGGCCAUUUUGUGUGUAAGACCUUUGACCUGUUCACCCCGUUCAGCGUGGGCCUGAUCUACCUGCUGUACCUGUGUUUUCAGCGCGUUUCCCUCUUCAAACCUGUCACCAGCCGCCCUGCCAACUCUGAACGGUACGUCGUGUGCCGCGGGCUGAAGUCAGGGACAGAGGCCGUGCGUGAUUACCUCUUCACUGUCAAUCUGAAGCUGAAUUUACUGAAGUCCAGUGAGCAGGAUGUGAGCAGUGUGGUCCCCCUCAGCAUUCUCAAAUCAGACAGCAGCUUCUACAAUUCCAUGCUGCAAUCAAACGAGCGGUAG
Molecule: messenger RNA, 1654 nt
Organism: Hemiscyllium ocellatum (epaulette shark)
Lineage: Eukaryota; Metazoa; Chordata; Chondrichthyes; Orectolobiformes; Hemiscylliidae
Gene: cmtr1
Product: cap methyltransferase 1
Exons: 12
Coding region: 146-1654 (502 amino acids)
Biological process (GO): 7-methylguanosine mRNA capping
Cellular component (GO): nucleus; cytoplasm
Molecular function (GO): methyltransferase cap1 activity; nucleic acid binding
Source: RefSeq, a predicted model, not a curated record